UGUGCCCGGCGCGCGCUCUCCGCCGGCUCCGGCUGCUGCGCCGGCUGCAUCAAUAAUUCAGAGCGGCGGCGACGGCGGCAGCGGCGGGUGCGAGGAGGAGGCGGCGGAAGCAGCGGGGACCGAGCGGCAGCGGCUAUGCAUCCAAGUACGGCUGGGCAGCCGCGGCACCCCUGAGGCCCGGGCGGGGCUCCGGGAGCAUCGCGCGGGGGGCACGCUUGCCUGGGAGUGCAAGGAAGAGCAGUAGUGUCCGGAGCGGCGUCUGCGAAGCUUCGAACGGAGCCGAGGAGGGGGCUUCGGAGUGGGGCUGGGGCUGGGGCGGGGGGGCGGCUGGCGCAAGCAGCCCCCGGGGUGGGGGGCGGGGUGGGCGCCGGCGUCGCGAUGCUGGGCGUCGUGGAGCUGCUGCUGCUGGGGGCGGCGUGGCUGGCGGGCCCGGCCCGCGGGCAGAAUGAGACGGAGCCCAUCGUGCUGGAAGGCAAGUGCCUGGUGGUGUGCGACUCCAACCCCACGUCCGAUCCCACGGGCACAGCUCUGGGCAUCUCUGUACGCUCUGGCAGCGCCAAGGUGGCUUUCUCUGCCAUCAGAAGCACCAACCACGAGCCGUCCGAGAUGAGUAAUCGCACUAUGAUCAUCUACUUUGACCAGGUACUAGUGAACAUCGGGAACAACUUUGAUUCAGAACGCAGCACUUUCAUCGCCCCGCGCAAAGGGAUCUACAGUUUUAACUUCCACGUGGUUAAAGUCUACAACAGACAGACCAUUCAGGUGAGCCUCAUGUUAAACGGGUGGCCAGUGAUUUCAGCCUUUGCUGGUGACCAGGACGUGACCCGGGAGGCCGCCAGCAAUGGAGUUCUAAUCCAGAUGGAGAAAGGCGACCGAGCAUACCUCAAGCUGGAGCGGGGGAACUUGAUGGGGGGCUGGAAGUACUCGACCUUCUCCGGAUUCCUGGUGUUUCCCCUCUGACUGGCUCAUCGCCACCGGAAUGGAGGCAGGGAGAGGGCGAAGGCAGGAGGAAGGCAGGAGGGGGAAUGAGAAAGAGGCUGAAAUAUAGAGGAUGAGAAAGCGGCACGACUUGAAACUUCCUACAUGUUACCCAGCUGUAUCCGGGAAAAAGGUGCGCGCGGGUGGUCGGACUACUCUGUCCGUUUCCUCAUUAGGAGAAGUAAAUUCCGCUUAGCUCUGCGCACUCCCAUUUCCAAAAAUAAACUCGUCUCCCCCAUUCCGGUUGAAGUAAUCAAGAGAGAGAGACUGCCUUGUCAUUGUUUCUACCCCCAUGUUCCUAUUCUCUACAAUUUAUACAAACGAAACUUUGUAUUUCACUGUAUAAUGUGAAAUAUCUUCCUCCUCAGACCCCUCUGAAUCUUUCCACCUGCUGAAAUCUAAUAUGCCUCUCCCCUCUUUUUAGUUUGGAGAGGGAAUAAGAUUUUUGUUUUGUUUUGUUUUGAAUGGGGGAGGUAGUUUUAAUUUGGCAAGUAUUGCUCUUAAAACACCGCUCAAGAUUUAAUUAGCUGAAGAUACUUUGUGUCCUCCGCUGCUUGUUAGCAGAGAAGGGACUCACUUUAGGGGUGACUGGUUCAAAAAUAUAUAUAAAUAUAUAUCAUUUGUAUUCAAAGAACUCUUCCCAGUGGAAACUGGCUGUAUUUCCGUAUUUCUAUGUCCUAUUCGGAGUGAUCGUGAAAUCUAAGGCUGCUUGAUGUCUUGAUGCUUGUCAAUGCCCUCGUGUUCUGUGGCUCCAGUAAAUGCCAGGAGGUUCUUCCGGACGCUUCCCUGUCCUCUGUAACAUACGUGUGAAUAGCCGAGAUUUAAUUUUGCUUUAACCCAAUAAGGUUGAAGUGGGACUUUUAUUUUUCUGGAACAGCUUUCUAAACUCCGCAUCUUUCCCAGCUGCGAGGUUUGGGGGCGGGCUGUGGAAGGGCGAGGCUCAGAGGCGCGGGAAGUCGACUUGGUGAAAACGCAACCCUUGGUGAGAACGCAGCCCGAGAAAGGCCGGGGCUCGAGCGCAACCUUGCGAAGCCGGCCUGCGCUCCUUUUUGCGCCAGGUCUAGAGCCAGCCCCGCAUUCGCCUGUGCUCCCUGCUUUGGCCGAAAUCUUGUUAGGCCCGGCGCCACUACCGGCCUGGAAGCGAAGUUUGGAUUUUCCAAAGUCCAAAUGCAUCAGGAAGAAUCCCAAUUGGAGGAGCCGGCACGACUCCCACGCCUCUGCCCCUGGAUUUCCCCACCGUCCGCCCCACAGUUCCCGAAGCAGCGAAUGUUUUAUACCACCGCCUCUGAAUCCCGCGUCCGCCCGCCGUAUUACCCGGGCGCCCAGGACCUGUGAUUGCGCUCAAUGCAGGACUUUCACUCAAGAGGUUCGUCCAGGAGUUUUGAUUGUAUCGGAACAUAAUGUGAAAGCAAAACUGAAAUAAACGACUUCGUUUUAA
Messenger RNA from Zalophus californianus (California sea lion), 2416 nucleotides. RefSeq names its product cerebellin 1 precursor (gene CBLN1). Bases 379 to 960 code for a protein of 193 amino acids. The record is from RefSeq and is a predicted model, not a curated record. NCBI's taxonomy places the organism in Eukaryota, Metazoa, Chordata, Mammalia, Carnivora, Otariidae. Gene Ontology annotation, molecular function: protein binding. The transcript is spliced from 3 exons. Gene Ontology annotation, cellular component: glutamatergic synapse; synaptic cleft.